CACUCCACACAACUAUCCUAUGCGGAAACAUAGCAUGGAAACGCGGUGCAAAGGGGAGUGACUCCCGGUGGCUACAGGAUAGCAAAAAUGGUAGGCAUCCACAAACACAUUUCAACAAACACUCAUCAUGUCUUUCCUGGAGGGGGAAGGUAGCCAAGAUGUGCCGAAAGCUGAUGUGCCGUCUCCGUUCGCUGAUCAUGACCACAUGUCGAAACGGCCGGUGCCGCACAGGCAAAAAAUGGCCAGCGGAAACAAAACGAGGCGCUUGGGUUGUGGGAAGCACGAGCGAUAUCAAUCGAGAUGCAUGGCUUGAAGUCGACAAUAGACGCACUUGGUUUACCAGUGUCGAAAGGCAAAAGCUUGUGGCCCGCAACGGGGGGCCCAUGACAACUGCAGGCGGAUACGACGGAUGUUAUCCCCUACACUGCUACAACAUGCUUUUGGGCAGAAACACGCAGACGGAAUGCAACACAUCGGAGGCCACAAAGACAGUGGGCAAGGUUAGUGCGCAAAACAGAGCAAGCGGGACGACACGGCCAUCUCACCACUUUAGCUGUCAGCUAGCCAACAAAGAGAAGCAGACGCUGGCUAGCACGGAAAGCCUUGCGCGCAGUGACAUUGGACGAGCAGCAGCAGCAGCAGUUCUUCGAGAGGGAAAAACGAGUAGUGUGCGAAGAGGGGUGCUGAGGGGAUGAGGAGAGAGAAGAGAGUCUCCAACCUGGCACUAUUUAUAACAUCCGCGGGGUGCAAGCAAGCACAUGCCCAGUCAGCUGAUAUCAGUGAUGGGAAUUUUUAGCAGUGAGAAUGUUUGUUUCAGCGACACCCACACUGGUGACAGUGAGGACAGUAGCGGGCAGAUGUCUUCCCGCCUGUCACUCUCGACAUUACUGGGCCAACUCUUUGCAUAUGGCCCA
Messenger RNA from Linderina pennispora, 914 nucleotides. RefSeq lists its product as uncharacterized. The transcript is spliced from 3 exons. NCBI's taxonomy places the organism in Eukaryota, Fungi, Kickxellomycota, Kickxellomycetes, Kickxellales, Kickxellaceae. The coding region runs from base 159 to 695 and encodes 178 amino acids. The record is from RefSeq and is a predicted model, not a curated record.